GUUGUUGCUCUUAAUUAAUUGUUAUUAUUUUGUGAUUCGCGAGCUUACAGUCGACUGAUAAUGGAUAUAAGCGCGGAUGUGGAUCAGAUAAUAGCCCAGGCUCCGGACUGGACCUUCGCGGGCGACUGUGCUCUGCUGGCGCUAAUGAAGCGCAUUUCCCAGAAUCUGGAAGAAAGGGGCGAAAAGACUAGCCGCAAUCUGCGGGAUUUUGAGACAAGCGUGAAGCAAGUGGAUAUAGCUCUAAACAAUGCCACCAACAGCCUGCGAUCCCUGCAGUUUGGAAAUCAGUUCGUGGAGUAUCGGGUGGAGGAAGUGGAUGACGCGGAUUUGGCCAUGCCCGAAGAGAAGAAAAAGAAGCAAGAGCUGCCGCCCAAGACUUCCGAGGAAUUGGCCAAGGAGUUUCUGGAAAACAACCUGCGCAUGUUCCGCAAAAACUACGAGCCGGUGACCAUAGAAGUGCCCGAUUCGGAUGAUGAGGAUGGCCCCGUCCACUCAACAACCGUUUUCCGUGCUAAGAAUCCCUAUGAUGCGAUACCUUUGCCUUAUAUUAUUGGCACCAAAGAGUGGCAGGAACACAAAUAUGCCGGGUUGUAUGACAGUAAGGAGAAUAGUGAAGAUGACAGAUCCGAGGAAUUCUCCUCAAGCUCAUCGGACGAGAAGGAACCCGAGACCAAAAAAAUAGCAACGUCAGCGAACAAAUUAGAGGAACAGCAUCUGUCUGACUCCUCUUCUCUAGCCUCGUUUGCCAGGGAACCGGCAAUCGUGUCGCCAGUCAUUAAACCUGCUGUCCAGGUAGCAGAGCCUGCCAUCAGAACACAACCGCGUCCAAUUAUAAGCAGUCAAAGGAAUCCACAUGAGAGGGAUAUGUUUGCUGCACUCCGGCAAUCGCCUCCUAGCGACGACCCGCCAUCCACAUCAUCUUCGCCUAGGUCUUCACCAGCCUUUAGGAAUCCAUCAAGUCGCCUUCCAAUCGCCUCUACUGUAUCGCUUAGUUCCAGUAGCAGUAGUCCUGCUCAACAGCCCCCUCGUCUCUUUGACGAAGCUGUUUCAACCCAAACUCCGAAGGAAGCUGAGAUCAAGCCAAGCCCAACGAAGCGCAUGCCAGUUAAUCUUUUUAACGAAGAUGAGUUUAAAACCUUCAUGUCCGAAAUCGUGGACAAAGUCCAGUCAAAAACACCCAGCAGCUCCGUCUCUCCAGCAACGACAAUUUCAACAAAAGAACCUCCCAAAACUAAGAAACCCAUCGAACAAUAUUCAAAGCCAGAGGCGACAAAGCAGAUUGUUGAGCAGGCAGUUUCGAAACGUGUAAACCUCUUCGACGACAGUCCUCCAUUGAGUCCAACUCCGAGGUCAGAGCCUGUUUUUAAUAAUACUAAAGCAACGGGUGCAAUACCAAAACAGAGUCCAGUUGUAGUUGCCAAUAAUGAUGAAGUUAACUCGCUUUUUGGCAGUUCUCCUGUCAUGCCAACGGAAAAUCUUUCCAAGAAGCCACCUAAACCGGUAACCAAAUCGCUAUUUGAUGAUGACUUGGAGGACGACGACUUCUUGAGCUCCUUUACGCCCAAAGCAAAGCCACCAGAACAAAAACUGCUCUCAAAACCAAAGCCCUCCUUAUUUGAUGAUGAUGAUUUGGAUAUCGAUGAUAUAUUUACGAAACCAUCUGCUCAACCGAAAAAGCUCUCUGAAAGAAUAGCUGGAAAGACCAGUUUGUUUGAAGACGAUGAUCAAGAUGAUGUCACUGAUUUGUUUGGUUCGAAAAAGACCAAGGAAAUUCCAAAGGAGACGUCUUCGGGAGUUUCGCCCGACAAAAAGGUUGAAACACCUGUAGCUUCAAAGAAAAGUCUCUUUGAUGAUAUCGAAGAUGAGGAUUUGUUUGGAACCCCAAAGGCUAAGAACUUAAUAAGAAGAAAACCAUACAAUGAUCCUGAAGCAGUUGGAGAAGAUAAGAAACAAAGUGAGAUUGCAGAACAGAAAUCCAAGAAUAUAGAAACUAAAGAAAAACAGCCUCAAGUUAUAGCAGAAAAUGCAUCUGUGCCUAUUCUCAGAGUUUCACCUCCUCCCAUGGAAGUUACGGAACAAAAGUCUGAUGAGAAAGAAUGGAAGGCGGUUAAGGAUGAUACAUCGUCAGCACCAAAUAUUCCUAAAUCUAAAGAUUUGUUCAGUGAAAACUUAACCGACGAUGAGCUAUUCUCUAGUACUUUUAAUAAUAUGGCUGAGCCAAAAAGUGCUAAUGAAACUAAUGAAUUUAACAAACGAAUUGAAAAAAAUACUUCGCAAACUGAGGAAAAUGUAUCGCCGGCGAAUCCUCCUACAAAACUAUCUACCAAACCAACUGAUUUGUUUAACGAAGAUUUUAGCGAUGAUGAUACAUUUUUGAGUGCAUCCAUGUCUAAAGAAAUUAAAAAACCAUCUGAGGUGCAGAUGGAGAAUGAGAUUAAACAAGAAGGAAUACCACAGCAACUGCCAGAGAACAAAAUAGAUGAAAUAACAGCGGGCGAUGAAAAGGAUGAACUUGUGCCCGAAAUGUUAAGCAAGCCGCAAAUAGAUGAGACAGUUUCCGAAACUCCUCCGCCAGACGAUUAUCAAGGCAACGUAGACCCCAUUAUAUCAAUGGUGGCCGAUGUCACCAAUAAAACAUCAGUGCAUACGCUUACCCCGCGUAAGCCGGCGGAUUUGGUUGCUGCGCAGCAAAUCAUGCAGAAUUACUCGAAUCUCUUUUCCGACGAACCGCCGGACGACAGCGAAUUCUUUCAAACGCUCGGCAGCAGCGGUCUCAGCAGUCUAAGUGCCUCCAAAAUCUUUGACAACGACCACGACUUCUUCGAACCCGCUCUACCAAAUAUUCCUAGUGCGACAAAGCCAUCUCCAGUAACCCCGGGGGAUCAACCUUCUUUGUCGUCUGACUACGGUGCCAUGUGCUUAUUCAGUGAUGUGCCACCCGAAGAUAACGAUCAUGAUGGUGAUGAAGUGCAGAAGCAAGCUGAACCUCAGAAGGACGAACUUGCGUCAACCACCCGAAUACACACAAUCUUCUACGAUGAUUUCAGUGAGACUGCAAGGGCAGGCGCAGUGCAGCCAGCGCCCAAACGCUUCACUUUCGAUGAGGGGCCACCGCCAGCUGAUGAAACUGAUCGUAGUCAAGUUAAGGAGACUUCUGAAUUGCAGAAACCCACUUCGCCCGUUAAGAAACUUAAAAUGCCUAAUAUUAACAUCAAUGUACAUGCCCUACUUCCCGGCUCUGGUGGCGUGCCAAAGCUGAUCAGGAAACAAGAAUCAUCGAGUUCCGAGAGAGAGGAACCUCAAACCACAGUACAACCUGAGACUGUGUCACCAAAUUCUGGACAAACCACUGUUUCUUCUCCAGACGGUGCCCUGCAACAUGUGAACAAAUUUCGCGCUCGUGGACCUGCCAAAAGGCGACCCUCUACCAGGAGGGGAAGAAAGGAAAACUAUGCCAAAAGCUUAUUGGAUGCUGGACAAGAUGAAGGCCCAACAGCUUCGGCUAGAGAUAGCCCAGAAGUGGAACACUCUGAGCCCAGUUUCAUUAAAGCACCCCCUCCUCAGUAUGUUCAGCCUGAAGAGAUGUUUUCAGCUCCAGCCCAGCAGAUUCAGCCGCAGCUCCAAAGACCGCCGCCAUCUACUGCAGGUGGCUCCUUUUUGGACAGCCCCGAUGAAGAUGAUUCAUUCUUUAAUUCCGUCCCGACAAAGUCAGUGGAGGGAAAGCAGGGUUCUGAUCCACCCAAGUCAUAUCGCUCGUUUUUGGACAGCCCUGAGGCAGAUGAUAAGCUUUUCACUGAUCUUGAAAAUAACAAGGCGGGUUUCAAUGAGCCACCACUAGAGAAGAACUUGCCGCCACCAAAGAUGGCAAACUCUUUUUUGGACAGCACAGAUGAAGAUGAUUUCCUGUUUAAUUCUGUGAAAACAAAAGCAACUACUACUGCCCAAAAAGCAUUUGCAGCAGAAAUCGUGAAUGCUUUUCAAAAAGUCACAACUGCUCCUCCGAAACCAUCGAAUGCCAAGGAGGCUGCUAAACCCAAGUCACAGGCUGCGGCGAAACUAUUUGAUGAUAGCGACGAUGAUGAUGAUCUGUUUGCUAGUGCUGCUGCUUCAGCUCCCAGUAUCCAAACCGCCAGCCAGCCCGUUCAAACUAAACAGGCACCCAAACCAGCGGCCACUUCUCUUUUCAGCAGCGAUGAUGAUGAAGUGCCUGUAAAGACUGCUCCUGCUAAGAAGUUGCCAGUGAAACCAAGCAAAAGUCUCUUUAGCGACGACGACGACGAUGAUGACCUGUUCGGAGGAAGCUCCACGUCCAAAGCAGGUGCUACCAAAAAGACCAAACCCGUGGCCAGGACAGCAACUAAACCACCUGCCAGUAAAACCGUUACGCACACUGCUACCAUUCCAUCAAACUCCGGUGAUAAUCCAUUGGCCGAUCUUCUUGAUUUCAAGUGAAAAAACAGCUACGCCUUUUAUUACAAUUAUGUACAGUUUUUGAUCUGUGGAUGGUUAGACUGUCGAUCAGAGUAUUGUUAUCCGUGUAUUCCUAUUAACUAUAAUAAACAAUGAAUGUCAAUGUU
Drosophila sechellia is the source of this 4577-nucleotide messenger RNA. RefSeq names its product Family with sequence similarity 21 (gene FAM21). NCBI's taxonomy places the organism in Eukaryota, Metazoa, Arthropoda, Insecta, Diptera, Drosophilidae. The coding region runs from base 61 to 4452 and encodes 1463 amino acids. The record is from RefSeq and is a predicted model, not a curated record. The transcript has 4 exons.